Molecule: messenger RNA, 843 nt
Organism: Juglans regia (Persian walnut)
Lineage: Eukaryota; Viridiplantae; Streptophyta; Magnoliopsida; Fagales; Juglandaceae
Product: OVARIAN TUMOR DOMAIN-containing deubiquitinating enzyme 4-like
Exons: 7
Coding region: 175-633 (152 amino acids)
Biological process (GO): endoplasmic reticulum unfolded protein response; protein deubiquitination
Cellular component (GO): cytosol; nucleus
Molecular function (GO): cysteine-type deubiquitinase activity
Source: RefSeq, a predicted model, not a curated record
UCACUCACUGCUAACUUUGCAGCUUCACAUCAUUUUACAAGGGCUCGUGCUUAUUCUUCUGAUUGGGCAUGGUUUUCUCCUUAUCAUAUGCCCGAAAGGAGCCGAAACCAGAAACUUCUCUUGGGAGUUGUGAUUUCUUUUUUUGACGUUUGAGAAGUUGUUGUGAUCAUUACCAUGGAUUAUGGCCUAGGCAUACCUGGAGAUGGAAGAUGUUUGUUCCGGUCUGUAGUUCAUGGUGCUUGCCUGAGAGCAGGGAAGCCAACUUCAAGUGAUAGCCGUCAGAAAGAACUUGCAGAUGAGCUCAGAGCUAAAGUUGCAGAUGAGUUCAUUAAGAGGAGAGCAGAAACCGAAUGGUUUCUUGAAGGUGAUUUUGACAACUAUGUUGGAGAGAUGCGACAGCCACACAUUUGGGGAGGAGAGCCUGAGUUGCUGAUGGCCUCCCAUGUCCUACAGAUGCCAAUCACUGUUUACAUGAAGGACAAGAAAUCUGGUAUCCUCAUAAUCAUAGCUGAGUAUGGUCAGGAGUAUGGCAAGGAUAACCCUAUCCGUGUUCUUUAUCAUGGAUAUGGACACUAUGAUGCAUUGCGCAGCCCAAUUGGUGGCGCAGAAUCCAAGUGGUACAAGAAAAAAUAAAGGGAUAUGGAAGUAGAAUAUGGGAUCAUCUUAGGAAUCUUGAAGUGUACCUUGUGGUGUUUGCAAAAUGCUAAAAGAGAACGGUUCUCUAUUUGAUGUUGGAAACAGUAUCAUUCUUAAUGGAUUUAAAAUCAUCUCCAAUAAAACUCUGAACUUUGUUCUGCAAAUUAAAUUGCAAACAUGCCGCUGUUUCCAGGUGUGGAUAAUGAA